Messenger RNA from Penicillium olsonii, 1239 nucleotides. Lineage: Eukaryota; Fungi; Ascomycota; Eurotiomycetes; Eurotiales; Aspergillaceae. The record is from the annotation of a GenBank genome assembly.
AUGACGAAGAGUAUGAUCGGUAUCGGAGUGCUGUCUAUUCCAAUCUCCUUUGAUACCCUGGGCAUCGUGCCCGGAGUCAUCAUCCUAAUCACCAUGGCUACUAUCACAACCUGGUCAGACUAUAUUGUUGGCGUAUUCAAGCUGCGACACCCCGAGGUCUAUAGUAUCGACGAUGCAGGAUAUCUGAUGUUUGGCCGUCCAGGCCGAAUCAUAUUUGGAGGCGCAUUUGUUCUCUAUUGGAUCUUCGUCGCUGGAUCUGGUAUGCUGGGCAUAUCAAUCUCUUUCAAUGCCAUGUCCAGCCACGGUGCCUGCACAGCAGUCUUCGUUGCUGUUGCCGCUAUCAUUGGCUUCUCACUUGGAAGCAUCCAAACAUUAGCGAAGAUCAGUGCGAUAGCCUGGGUUGGGCUAAUUGGAAUGCUCACUGCAAUUUUCAUGGUCACUAUCGCCGUUGCUGUCCAAGACCGACCGUCCUCCGCGCCACAAGACGCUGUCUGGGUCCCCGACUACAAGAUAGUAGGUAAUCCCUCGUUCACGAAAGCCAUUACCGCGGUAUCGACUCUCGUCAUGGCAUAUGCUGGAACACCGGGUUUCUUCCCUAUCGUCUCUGAAAUGCGCGACCCCACCAAAUACACCCGAGCGCUGCUCUGCUGCCAGACCAUAGUCACCGUGACGUAUCUCAUUGUUGGCAUCGUGGUUUACAUUUACUGUGGAUCAUAUGUUGCCUCACCGGCCUUGGGAUCUGCUGGUCCGCUCGUGAAGAAAGUGAGCUAUGGCUUCGCUCUUCCGGGACUAAUGGUGACUACUCUACUGGUCAUCCACAUCUCGGCUAAGUAUGUUUUCGUUCGCAUCCUCCAUGGAUCCAGGCACCUGACUACGAAUACUCUGAUCCACUGGGCUACAUGGCUUGGUUGCACUGCAGCAAUCACUGCCAUUGCGUAUAUUAUCGCUAGCAGUAUCCCGGUCUUCAAUGAUUUGGUCUCGCUCGUCGGGGCUUUGCUGGGUACUCUCAUGUCAUUCCAACCCAUGGGCUGUAUGUGGCUUUAUGACAACUGGGCUAAGGGCAAAACUGAGAAGUCAAUCAAGUGGAUGCUUAUGGUUGGGUUCAGUUGUUUUGUGGUUUUGUCUGGAACAUUCCUGAUGGUUGCCGGUACCUAUGGCUCUGCGGUCAGCAUCAAGGAGAGUUAUGCGGCAUCCGGCGGAUCGUCAGCGUGGUCGUGCACCGAUAACUCGAACUCUUGA